AUGCUAAAAAACGUAUGUAAACAUGCAUUUGAGUUGAAUUUUAGGAUUUAUUUUUUGGUAAAUCAAUUAAAUAUUUGUAGGAAGAUGACAACAUAUAAAAUAAGCCAUUGCUCAAAUACACCCAAAUGUUCAACAACAAUAAUUGUACAUAAAGGAAACAAGGGACCAGUUUACCAGGAAUUACAAAGAGUAAAAGUAAUUAAAGAAAAAGAGUGUUCUGGAUGUCAAUGCCAAAAUUCAACACAGGAAUACCUCGUCUACGAAUGGCCAAAUAGUACAAAUUAUAUAAUUAUUUGA
Molecule: messenger RNA, 297 nt
Organism: Theileria annulata
Lineage: Eukaryota; Apicomplexa; Aconoidasida; Piroplasmida; Theileriidae
Exons: 1
Coding region: 1-297 (98 amino acids)
Source: RefSeq, a predicted model, not a curated record